Capsicum annuum is the source of this 399-nucleotide messenger RNA. Its product is annotated as glycine-rich cell wall structural protein 1-like. The record is from RefSeq and is a predicted model, not a curated record. The coding region runs from base 1 to 399 and encodes 132 amino acids. The transcript has a single exon. Lineage: Eukaryota; Viridiplantae; Streptophyta; Magnoliopsida; Solanales; Solanaceae.
AUGGAGUUGCGGCUGCUGGAGACCGAGGGAACUGGUCGUCGUUUGGGUGCUGCGGCUGCUGGCGAUCGAGCGGCGGGUGCAGGCGGAGCUGCGUCUGGAGACCGAGCUUUGGCUGUUGGAGACCGAAUCGGCGGCGGCUGGCUGGAGACUGAGGUGGGGGGGCUGUUGUAUCCCACCGGCGCCGGAGGGGGGAUAUGGAUGGAGAGGGGGGGUAUGAACAGAGGGGGGGAGAGCAGAUUGGAACAGGAGGUCGGUGACGGAGGGCAGCGGGGAGCGGCGACGGGGGUCGGCACCGGGGACCGGAGGUCAGGGUCGGAGGUCGGGUCGGGUCGGCGUCGAAGGUCGGCGUCAGUGACGGGGGCCGGGGACCGGGACGAGAGAGAGAGAGAGAGAGGGUAG